Messenger RNA from Hypoxylon trugodes, 2456 nucleotides. Its product is annotated as aldehyde dehydrogenase. The record is from RefSeq and is a predicted model, not a curated record. The coding region runs from base 727 to 2199 and encodes 490 amino acids. Gene Ontology annotation, molecular function: aldehyde dehydrogenase (NAD+) activity. NCBI's taxonomy places the organism in Eukaryota, Fungi, Ascomycota, Sordariomycetes, Xylariales, Hypoxylaceae. The transcript is spliced from 3 exons.
CACACGCCGAGCGCUGGUGGCGUCAAUAUAUAAAUUAGCCCUUGCGAUCACGGAAGAGGCUUAAAGAGGCUGGCUGAGCUUGGAACCGAGAUGAGAAACGAACGCCACCGUGCAGGUAAACUAGUAGUCGUACAACAGAAACAACUUAUAUUAUAGGUGGACGAUGUACUUGACACUACCUAUGUUGCGGUUUAGAUAUUAGAUGCCACCCCAAUUUAUCCAAUGGCUUUGGAAAUUUCCCCAUUGAGGAUAUGAGGAGAAGAUGUGCCAAAAUAUACGCACUAUCGUUGCCGCCAAUUGUCCCCUAGAGUGAUUAUUUGAAGGGGUUCACAAGACAAGGCAUCCUCGUCGUAUCGGCCGCCCAGUUUAAUAUAUCCCAAACUCCGAGGAGUUGACAGCCAGUGUCAAUAAAAGGCCAAUCGGAUCGUUCAGGAUACACACUUGCUUUUUUUAAAGAUGCGGUGAAUUGUCGAAUCUCUAGCAAUAUGUCUAAGAGCUCGGACUUUUACGUCGGCUAUCCAAUUAUGAGCGAAUUUACUUAGCAUUACAACAGCCACGGGUGCCUACCUAGGUGUGUUGUAUAAUAAGCAAAAAUAGGUAGCGUAGGGAGUAUCUUUGUUCUCGAUUCAAUGUUCUCCCUCGCGUUUACAUCCUCAUUUCUAAACUUACGUGCUUCUAGAGAAUCGAUAAGCAAUACAUAGUCUUACAAUCUUACAAUCUUCCACGAUGACAUCAGUAACGUUAAAAGGCAUCGAAGGUCGUGAGAUCACUGUCCAAACGGGGCUAUUCAUCAAUAAUGAAUAUGUAACCGCUACAAACGGCGCUACACUUGAGGUGGAGAAUCCAAGCACAGCUACUCGCCUCGCAACAGUAGCCGCCGCACAGAGUGAAGACAUCGACCGCGCCGUCCAGUCCUCCGAGAAAGCUUUUGGCUCUUGGAAGAAGGUUGACCCGACCGUCAGAAGAGAUCUAUUGAAUAAGUUAGCAGAUCUCAUCGAGCGAGAUGCUCCAAUCAUAGCCUCCCUGGAAGCGCUCGAAUCUGGAAUGCUCUACAGGAAUUGUCUUGCCUCUAAUAUUCCUGUCGCAACUGGGAACCUUCGCUACUUUGCAGGUUGGGCCGACAAAAUCGACGGUCUUAGUUUGCCAAUUCCGCAGGGAGUUGCAUAUACCCGACGGGAGCCAAUUGGGGUAUGCGCUGCCAUCGUCCCAUGGAAUACUUCGAUGAUAUUCUUUUGGAAGUUGUCGGUGGCCAUUGCAGCUGGCAAUACACUGAUUAUGAAGACAUCCGAACAGACUCCACUCUGGGGUCAAAAGGUCGCAGAAUUGAUUAAAGAGGCCGGCUUUCCCCCAGGAGUCAUAAACAUCUUGACUGGCUUUGGUAACAUUGCCGGACAAGCUCUAUCGGAACAUCCUCGAAUCAGGAAGAUUGCUUUCACCGGAAGCACGGCUACCGGCCGUAAAAUCAUGCAAGCAGCCGCCCGCACCAACCUGAAGAAGGUAACUCUGGAAUUAGGGGGUAAAGGACCGACCAUCAUAUUCGACGAUGCCAACUUCGACAACGCGGUGUUUUGGGCAACUCUAGGCAUUACUCAUAGUAAUGCGCAGUUGUGCCUAGCUGGGAGUCGCAUCUAUGUCCAAGACACGAUCUACGAGAAAUUCCUCGUAGAGUUCAGCAAACGUAGCCGCGAUGCGGUUCACGGUGAUCCCCUAUUGGCGGACACUACCAAGGGAGCAGUAUCCAGCAAAGCCCACCUCGAUAAAAUUCUAUCGUACGUAGAGAGGGGCAAGGCAGAUGGGUUGAGGCUCCUCCAUGGAGGGAACAAGCUUUCUGGAGAUGGGUACUAUGUCGCUAAUACGGCGUUCGCGGAUGUUGAUCAGAGCCACGCUAUCAUGCGGGAGGAGAUCUUCGGACCUGUGGCAGGAAUCGCACCCUUCAAGACCGAGGAGGAGGCUAUUGAGAAGGCCAAUGACUCUGAAUACGGUCUUAAUGCUGCUGUCUUCACGAACAAUGUCAACCGGGCAAUGAGAGUCAGCAAUGCGAUUGAAGCGGGCACAGUAACCGUUAAUUCUUGGGGUCGACCCAACGCCAACACGCCGUUUGGUGGUGUCAAGCAAAGCGGCUUCGGGAGAGAUUCCGGUCACGAGGCUUUGGAAAGUUGGCUUGUGACGAAGACCAUCAAGUAUGCUGUUCUGGAGUGAAGGGAGGAAAUUAGUUGAUAGUCUCAAAGGCACUCGAGCUCGUAUUAACCGCUGUGAGGGCCUAGAAGUUAGACCCAAAAUACCGUUAAUAGCAGGGCAUUUAUAGUGGAAGUUACUGACCUAAAUGCCUAAGCUAGCACCUAAAUAGUACAGACGCUUUCCUAAUGAGGUAGUAUGCCAACUUUCCAUUGGUUGUUAUGAAUCGUGGUGGGUGCCCAUUACGUAGUUUUUAUGGUUCUGAAUUUUGCAUCUCUACA